Penicillium samsonianum is the source of this 540-nucleotide messenger RNA. RefSeq lists its product as uncharacterized. Lineage: Eukaryota; Fungi; Ascomycota; Eurotiomycetes; Eurotiales; Aspergillaceae. The transcript has a single exon. The record is from RefSeq and is a predicted model, not a curated record. Bases 1 to 540 code for a protein of 179 amino acids.
AUGGCCCGUGGCUCUGGAACGCCUUGCAUAUCGUCUGCGGCAACCCACAUUGGUAACAACCACAAAACUUGGCCCAAUGCCCGCGAAUCUCCUUCCGUACUACUAUCAUCCACUGCCGUGCCUCCUGGUGCCCGGGCUCAUAACACUGGAAUAACUCGUGGUCGUGCCGUCUGCCGCCCUGCUGGCAUAAAAAGCACCGUUGUAACCACUGCCCCACCUGCUGUUCUAAAAACCUUUCUUGUGGCCCGAUCGGCUGCUGCACCUGCUGGAGUGAUAUCCGUGCUAUCUGCCGCUCUUGGUCCUGACGCUGGAACUCCUGGAUUGCCGUCUGCUGAAUACGUGCCCGCUGGGGACUACGCGCCUCGGGCUGGUCAAUGCCGCUCGUUUCCCUAUCUGGACCGUACUGGUGGUCCUCGAUGGGACCGAUCGGAACUGGGGGGGUGCCCGGCGCCCUGGACCGCUAACCUGGCCCUGGAACCCUUCCGAUUCAUCGUCCGGCUCACUGGUAAUCGGCUCACUGGUAAUCCGCCUGGCUAUUGA